Molecule: messenger RNA, 1521 nt
Organism: Penicillium odoratum
Lineage: Eukaryota; Fungi; Ascomycota; Eurotiomycetes; Eurotiales; Aspergillaceae
Product: Major facilitator superfamily domain general substrate transporter
Exons: 6
Coding region: 1-1521 (506 amino acids)
Biological process (GO): transmembrane transport
Cellular component (GO): membrane
Molecular function (GO): transmembrane transporter activity
Source: RefSeq, a predicted model, not a curated record
AUGGCUACCGAGAUCGUUGGUGUUGAGAAAGCAGCCCACAUGGAUGUGGAGAUGCCCUCAAACACCAGAAUAGACAAAUUGUCAAGGUUGGAGGAUCCAGACGAAGGUCUGAGUGAUGAAGAAAGAGCCCAGAUUGACCGAAAGCUUCUCUGGAAGCUUGAUCUUCGAUUGCUUCCGUGGUUAAGUCUGCUUUAUCUAGCCUCAUUUCUUGAUCGGACUAACAUCGGCAAUGCCAAGAUCGACGGCCUUAGCAAGAGCUUGGGUAUGACAGCCAAUCAGUACAAUGCCACUUUGACCAUCUUCUUCGUCUCAUACUCUGUCUUCGAGCCCUUGACCAACGUGCUCCUGAAGAAGCUGCGACCGAGCAUCUUCAUUCCUUCCAUCAUGAUCGCUUGGGGAAUCUGCAUGACCCUAAUGGGGACGGUGCACAACUAUGCCGGACUGAUGGCAGUGCGUUGGUUCCUCGGUCUGAGCGAAGCUGGUCUCUUCCCAGGCAUAGGAUACUUCCUUUCCUGCUGGUACAGGCGCGAGGAGUUCGGUGUACGAAUGGCAAUUUUCUUCUCAGCUGCAGCCCUCGCUGGCUCCUUUGGCGGUCUUCUAGCAGCCGCAAUCGCCAAGAUGGAUCAAGUCGGAGGCAAGCCCGGUUGGGCGUGGAUCUUCAUUCUGGAAGGGCUGGCCACUGUCGUAAUUGGCGUGGCCUCCUUCUGGUGUGUAUACGAUUUCCCCGACCAAGCCCGGUUUUUGUCCGAGGACGAUCGAGCCCGUGUGCUACGCCGACUUGCCCUGGAUGCGCAGUCGAGCGCUGAACAUGAAGAGUUCAAGAUGUCCUACUUCUGGGCGAGCGUUAAGGACUGGAAAACCUGGACGGGUGCGAUAGUGUACAUGGGAGCAGACGGAUCGCUGUAUGCAUUCUCGCUGUUUGUGCCGACUAUUAUCAGUGAACUAUUACUGAGUGUUCCUCCCUACGCUGCUGCUGCCAUUUUGACCAUUACGGUCGGCUUCAUUGCUGACCGUACGCGCCAGCGGGGGCUGUGCAAUAUUGCUACCGCGAUCCUCGGUAUAGUGGGCUUCUCUAUGCUCCUAGGAUGUCAAUCUGCCGGUGCUCGCUACGCCGGAACAUUCCUUGGGGCAAUGGGUAUCUACCCUGCCAUCGCCAACACCAUCUCCUGGUCCAGCAAUAACAUCGAGGUCCUAUCGGUUGCAUCCGCUGACUGCAGUUUAGGUGUAUAUAAGCGUGGCGUAUCGCUAGGAUUUAUCAUCGGUUGGGGUAACCUGAACGGUAUUGUCUCAUCCAAUAUCUAUCGUCAGGCUGAUUCCCCCCGAUACUACCCCGGGCACGGCACUGUGCUCGCAUACCUGGUCUUGUUUCUGUUUGGGGGCUCGAUCGUACAGUACGUUCUACUUCGCCGCGAAAACGCCAAGCGUCGGCGCGGUGAGCGAGAUCACUGGAUCGAAGGGCUUGAUCAGAGUGAGAUCGAGUUGCUAGGUGAUAAGCGGCCGGAUUUCAUUUACACUCUGUGA